Thermothielavioides terrestris NRRL 8126 is the source of this 1992-nucleotide messenger RNA. RefSeq lists its product as uncharacterized. Gene Ontology annotation, cellular component: nucleus. Bases 140 to 1753 code for a protein of 537 amino acids. Gene Ontology annotation, biological process: mRNA splicing, via spliceosome. The record is from RefSeq and is a predicted model, not a curated record. The transcript has a single exon. Lineage: Eukaryota; Fungi; Ascomycota; Sordariomycetes; Sordariales; Chaetomiaceae.
UGACCCACUCACUUCCGCUGCGGGUUUCCGAGGGUCUGGGCCUUUGAAGUUACCGAGUACCUACUCAGCAAUCCGUACACUAGCCUCGCCUCCAAGGGCUGACCCCCAGAGCGAGCCAACUCGAGGAUUUCGCGCAGCCAUGAAUAACGAACAAUUCCGCAGGCUAAUACUAGCAAACUCAUCCAAGCCUGGCUCCGACAAAAAUGGCGUUUCCCCUCCCCCGUCCCGGCCAGCCUCGAAUGCGCCCGCCGUGCUCGGGUCCAAGCUCAAGUCGAGCAUCCCCAUGACGCCUCGUUCCGUCGCUGGCGCGCCCCGCGUCGACUUUGCGCGGCAGCUCGCCGAACGGAAUCAAGCCUUUGAAAAGACGCAGAAAAAGGCUGUCAGAUCCGCCGCCCCGAAGGGCAGCCAGCUGGCUCAUGGCUACAUCGACCGUGCCAGGACGCGGCAGGAGGAGGACGACGAGCGGGCCGAACGGCUGAGAGCGUUGGAGGAGUCGCUGAAAAAGGAGGAGAUUGACCGUGAGACGUACGACCGGCUGCGCAGCGAGAUAGCAGGCGGGGACCUCUCCACCACUCACCUCGUCAAAGGGCUCGACUUCAAGUUGCUGGAGAGGAUCCGGAGGGGCGAGGAUGUGUACAACGAGAAGCCAAAGUCACCAGAGGCGAGAGGAGAGGAGGAGAAGGAGGGCGAGCGGGAAGGGCCAGAAGAGGAUCCUGACGACGUCCUCAAGCAGCUGGAGUCGACCGAGGUAAAGGCGAUCGAGCGGGAGAAGGUGCAGAAGAAGGGCCAACUUGCCGCCGCGACGCUUAAUCCGGGGCAAAAACGGUCGCGGAACCAGAUCCUGGCCGAGCUGAAAGCAGCGAGAGCAGCAGCCAAGGCCAAAGCGGAGUCCAGCCUCGGCUCCAAAUUCAAGAAAAUCGGCGAGAAGAAGGAGCCAGGCAUUAGGAUAGAGAGGGACGCUAAAGGCCGCGAGGUCAUGAUCAUUGUCGACGAAGACGGACAUGAGAGGCGGAAGGUCAGGAAACUUGACCAUGCGUCGUCCGCGGAGGAGCAGGAGCGGGAAAGAGAACUCCUGGCCUCGGGCAAGGUACUCGGUAUGGAAGUGCCCGAGUUCUACCGGAAGCAGCAAGAAGCGCAGCAAGCCGAGGAGAACAGCAAGGAUGUCAGCAUAUUUGACGAUGCCGGCUCAGACUACGAUCCGCUUGCCGGCUUAGAAGGGUCCGACGAGUCAUCCGACGAAGAGCGCGAGGCUGCAGAAGAAAAAGAAUCAGAAGACAGGAGGAAGCCGACAGAGAUGCCGCCUCCUCCAAAACCCGACGUCCCUGUGGCGAGGAAUUAUUUCAGAGAUUCCAAGGCCGGCCUCGCGUCGGAGGAGACGUACAAAGCGCCGUCGCUCGACGACCCAAGUUUCCUGGCAGCGCUGAAGAAGGCGAAGGCCGCCAGCGCGCUAGAGAAGUCCGAAGAAGAGCAGAAGGCCGCAGAGCGGGAAGCGCUCCUCAAGAAGAAGCUGAGCGAGCUGCACCGAGACGAGGAAGACAUGGACCUCGGGUUCGGUUCCAGCCGCCUAGAGGACGAGGCGGAUCUGGAAGAGAGCAAGGUGAAAUUGUCUGCCUGGGAUGCAGACGACGCCGACAAAGGCGGUGUUGGGGGAGGCAAGUCGAAGAGGAAGAGAGGGCCAAAGAAGAGGAAGGGCGACAAGAACAGUUUUGAAGAUGUCAUGAGGGUAAUACAGAGACAAAAAGGGGGCGGGUGAUGUCUCGCUGCAGGGGGUUUGCUCUGCUUGAGACUCAGUGUGGCAGUCACUUUCAUUGAGCCAUGAUUGGCUCAACAAAUGGACAUCAAGGAUAGCAAGCCAAACCUCCAAGGAAAUAUAUACCAGGUACCCUAGGUCAGAUCUGGAAGGAUAAGAACCCAAAGGAACCCCUGGAUUGGGGACGAAAAACCACCUACUGGGUACUUUGGUUAGACUGUUGUGUCGCCGAUUGCCUGCCU